AAGAAAACAAUACGAAACAAAAGAGAUUUUAACGGCUUUUUUCCCGCAAAUGUGUGGAAUUCAUCGGGAUCCAACUAAAAAAUAUCCUAAUUAAACAAAAAACAAAUAAUUCCCACUAUUUUUCUUUCCAUUUUCCCUCACAGAUUAUCACAAAACACAAAAAAUUCAAUUCAUUUUCUUCUCUUUCUCUUUGAUGCAGCAUGUAAAAUCCCCUCUCUCUCUCUUCAAUUUCCCAAUCGCGAUCUAGAGAGAGAGAGGAUGGAGAGCAUUGCCGCGCAGUUAAAGCGCGGCAUCUCGCGGCAGUUCUCGUCGGGUUCCCUCCGGAAAACCCUCAGCCGCCAGUUCACGCGGCAAGCCUCCCUCGAUCCGCGCCGGAACAAUCUCCGCUUCAGCUUCGGCCGCCAAUCCUCCCUCGACCCGAUCCGCCGCAGCCCCGUCGAUGACGACGACGCUGAACUCACCGUGCCGGAGAAUCUCGACUCCACCAUGCAGUUACUCUUCAUGGCUUGCCGUGGAGAUGUUAGGGGAGUCGAGGACUUGCUCAACGAAGGCAUCGAUGUUAACAGCAUUGACCUCGACGGUCGCACCGCGCUUCACAUCGCCGCAUGUGAGGGCCACGUUGAAGUCGCCGCGCUUCUUCUCAGCCGUAAGGCUAACAUCGACGCUCGUGAUCGUUGGGGCAGUACGGCAGCGGCUGAUGCAAAAUACUAUGGAAAUACAGAGGUUUAUUAUAUGUUGAAGGCUCGCGGAGCGAAAGUGCCGAAAACCAGGAAGACUCCAAUGACUGUUGCGAAUCCUCGCGAAGUUCCGGAAUAUGAACUCAAUCCUUUGGAGCUGCAGGUUCGGAAGAGUGAUGGUAUUUCAAAGGGAGUGUAUCAAGUAGCUAAGUGGAAUGGCACAAAGGUUGCAGUGAAGAUACUUGACAAGGACCAUUAUUCAGAUCCUGAGAGAAUAAAUGCUUUCAAACAUGAGCUCACAUUAUUAGAAAGGGUACGGCAUCCUAAUGUGGUCCAGUUUGUUGGAGCUGUCACUCAGAAUAUACCUAUGAUGAUUGUUCGAGAGUACCAUGCUAAGGGUGACCUAGCAGGCUAUCUUCAAAAGAAAGGGCGUUUGUCCCCAUCAAAAGUUCUACGGUUUGCUCUUGAUGUUGCUAGGGGCAUGAACUAUCUUCAUGAGUGCAAACCCGAACCAAUUAUCCACUGUGAUUUAAAGCCAAAAAAUAUUUUGCUGGAUAGUGGAGGGCAAUUGAAGAUAGCUGGAUUUGGCAAUGUGACAUUAUCGCUAAUCUCACCUGAUGAAGCAAAGCUGGCAAACCCUGAGGAUAACACGGAUCUCCUUUCGAGCUUGUACGUGGCACCAGAGAUUUACAAAGAUGAUGUGUUUGAUAGAAGUGUGGAUGCGUAUUCUUUUGGUCUUAUUGUGUAUGAGAUGAUAGAGGGUACACAGCCCUUCCAUCCCAGGCCUGCGGAGGAGGCUGUAAAACUGAUGUGCUUAGAAAGGAAAAGACCGCAAUUCAAGAUCAAAACAAAAAGUUAUCCUCCAGAUUUGAAAGAGUUGAUUGAGGAAUGUUGGGAUCCAGAACCUGUUGUCAGGCCAACAUUUUCGCAGGUCAUUGUACGAUUGGACAAAAUUGUUGCAAAUUGCUCAAAGCAAGGGUGGUGGAAAGAUACUUUUAAACUUCCUUGGAAAUAAAUAAAUAACAAAGGACUCACCAUCAUAGAAAGGAAGAGAUGCAGAUCAGAGUUACAUACUCAAAACCAACUUGUGAGCAUCAUGUUGGUGUACUGUUAAUAGCCAUCCUCAAAACCAACUUGAGCUCAAAAUUAAGCAUGAAAAUGAAUUUCUACAGUUUCACUUUUGUUCUCUGUCUGCUAGAGGGCCUGGAACAGCUCCUCUCUGUAAAAUUUGGUCAAGAACAUCUUUUCUAAGAAAUUUUCUGAUGGACAAUGUGUUUUCUAUACUUACUAAUUGACCACCAUGUGCUGCAAGUUGGAAAUGUGUACUAUUUGUGACAUUAUGCAGGCGAAUGCUAAUAAGAAUAAUGAUAAGAUAUAUAUGGGACAUCAUUUGACACCA
Messenger RNA from Lotus japonicus, 2076 nucleotides. Its product is annotated as integrin-linked protein kinase 1-like. The transcript has 12 exons. The record is from RefSeq and is a predicted model, not a curated record. NCBI's taxonomy places the organism in Eukaryota, Viridiplantae, Streptophyta, Magnoliopsida, Fabales, Fabaceae. Gene Ontology annotation, molecular function: protein binding; ATP binding; protein kinase activity. The coding region runs from base 259 to 1692 and encodes 477 amino acids. Gene Ontology annotation, biological process: protein phosphorylation.